UGGUUUAUGUAAUUAUGUGUAUAUAUUUGUGUAUUGCUUUGUCGUAUUCUGUAGAUGUGCCUUUCUGCGCAUAGGGGGUUCAAAAUAUUUUAGGAAUAAAGCCCAUUUGUUACGCAGGGGAAGUUUGCCUGUGGAUUAAAAAAACAAAAAAAGUAAACAAACACAAACAAACAAGCAUGCAUUAUAUUUUGUCAUUUACGUGCUUGAUUGUUGUUUUAUAAAAGUAAGUUUGCGGUGCUUGUUGAAGAACUCCAUUUCCCAUGAACGCGAGUAACCAGUACGUCGGUUUGCGUCACGUCCCCGGUCCCCCACCAUCGCUGAUCUACAGAGGAAGAAAGGGGGAGACGAGCAACCUACACAGAACGUUUUCACACAAAUAUGAGCGGCAGCGGGCGGCCCAGGACCAGCUCAUUUGCUGAGCCUCCCGGAGCUCCCGGGUCCGCAGCAGCCGGUGCCGGAUCAUCUAUAGCCGGUGGAAGUUCGACAGGAAAGACCGGUGCUUCACAGGCCACUGGAAGUAGCGCGACGAGUUUUGGGAAUAUAAAACUGCCCAGAGACAGUGGCAAGGUGACAACAGUUGUAGCCACACCGGGCCAAGGACCUGACCGCCCACAGGAAGUGUCUUACACGGACAUAAAAGUUAUUGGAAAUGGUUCUUUUGGAGUGGUCUAUCAAGCACGGCUUAUUGACAGUCAGGAGAUGGUGGCAAUAAAGAAGGUUCUCCAGGACAAGAGGUUUAAGAAUAGAGAGCUGCAGAUUAUGAGAAAGUUGGACCACUGCAACAUUGUGAGGCUACGCUAUUUCUUCUACUCAAGUGGAGAAAAGAAAGACGAGGUGUAUUUGAAUCUGGUGCUGGACUAUGUCCCAGAGACGGUGUACAGGGUAGCGCGGCACUUUAACAAGGCCAAGACCACAAUCCCCAUCAUAUAUGUUAAGGUGUACAUGUACCAACUGUUCCGCAGUCUGGCUUAUAUCCAUUCCCAAGGCGUGUGUCACAGAGACAUCAAGCCUCAAAAUCUUCUGGUGGACCCAGAGACGGCCAUUCUCAAGCUUUGUGAUUUUGGCAGUGCAAAGCAGCUUGUUCGAGGGGAACCCAAUGUCUCCUAUAUCUGCUCACGGUAUUAUCGUGCCCCAGAGCUCAUCUUUGGAGCUACUGACUACACGUCCAAUAUUGACAUCUGGUCAGCUGGUUGUGUGCUGGCUGAGCUGCUGUUGGGCCAGCCUAUCUUCCCUGGGGACAGUGGAGUGGACCAGCUUGUAGAAAUUAUUAAGGUUCUGGGGACACCAACGAGGGAGCAAAUCAGAGAAAUGAACCCCAAUUACACAGAGUUCAAAUUCCCUCAGAUUAAAGCACAUCCAUGGACUAAGGUGUUUAAGCCUCGCACCCCACCUGAGGCCAUUGCCUUGUGCUCUCGGCUGUUGGAAUACACACCAGUGACCAGGCUGUCUCCUCUGGAAGCGUGUGCACAUGCUUUCUUUGAUGAGCUGCGUCAACCUAACACUCGCUUACCCAGUGGACGAGAACUGCCACACCUCUUCAACUUCAGUCCUGUCGAGCUCUCUAUCCAGCCCCAGUUGAACACCACUCUCAUUCCUCCUCAUGCCCGCGCACAGACAUCACCUGCCUCCCAUGAGGGCAGUGUUUCAGACAGUACCGCCCAGCCCAGCUCAGCACCUGGAUCUAUCAGCAACAGCACCUGAAGAUCUCUUCCUUGACACCAUCUCUUUGAUUUAGUUUUACCCCAGUUCCCUAUCUUCCCUUCACUCCUCUGUUCAAUCUCCCCCUGGCUCCGAACUAAAACCCGUCCCGCCCACACAAACAUUCAUGGUUCUCCCAAAAAGUCAAUAUUCUUCAGUGGACAGCAGGUGGCUUUAGGAAGAUGUGAGUGGUUUGAGAACAUUUACUUUAAGAUGUUUUCACAAGUUCAUUUUUUAUGACUUUUGGUUGGCAAAUUAGAAUAAACGUAUUUUAUUUUGGGUAGGGCGUUUGGGAGAGCAGGAGAGGGUUAUUCAUGUGGUAUGUUAGAAGUUACAAUCACUUUUAUUGUUUUUUAUAUUUUAUUUGACCAGGCUUAUUUUGUGUGGUUGAUGCAUUGAAUGGGACCUCGAUUGGUAAACUUGGAAAUUUUGUCUGUUCUUGACAAUCAUACGUGUUGAGAUAGAAAUGAUUGACGAUGAAGCGUUUAAUUUUAUUGUCCGUCCUACCCCAUUGUGAGUAAAGAAAUACGUUAACGCUACGUUUUUUAUUGUCCUUGAUAGAAAAAAUGUGUGGUUUUCAUUCUUUUAAAAGAUGACUUUUAUGAUAAGAUUUGGUUUUAAGUGAGUGCACCCAAACUCUCCUCUUAAUUUAGCAAUUGUGUAUAAGAAUAUUUCACACACCUCUGAUAGGUCACUAUAGGCUGCUCAUCAGAAAUACUGGACAUUUCAUCCAUAGUUGGAACAAGGAAGGGUGUCAUCACCCAGAGGGCAGUUUGAGUGCUCCCUAGCUGCAAACAUAACCUCUGACAGUGUCAGACUGCAAUGGCUCAUUCCUUUUCUGAUUAUGUUUAUUUUAUGAAUUAUGUCAUUGUAGAGCAUUGACUUACACAUAUAGGCUUCAUUUAGUUAAACUAUACUGCCGAAUGGAAGGACUGGAUCAGUCUAGUACAGCAAGGGGUGCUGUGAUGUUUAGCUGGCUUGCCAUAUUCACUCUAGUGCUAGCGUAAAAGAACCCUCUUCUACUUCCAAGCAGCCUGCCUGCAGUGUUCAUAUCAUGAUUUCUAAUUUAAUGGGAGAACUGAUCUGAAUGACAACGGUCUAGUUUGUCAUCCUCUGAUAACGCAAAUAUAGUGCAUGUUCAGUCUUUCACUUUGUAGUACUACCACUGAGUAAUCUGACCAGAAAUUAUGCUGAAAACCCUAAAGGAACUUCUGGAGCCUUCCAUUCCUUCAAACAAAUCCCUUCUCUGCUUUUUUCACUGCUCAACUGUAAAUAACAAUUACCUUUAUUUUAUUUUUGUUAUUUUUUGUUAUUAUUGUUAUUAUAUUGUUGUUCUUGUAAUUUUUUUCUCUAGUAGACUGGUGCGAUUGUUUAUUCUCGUCGCAGUCUGUAAUACAGUUUCAUUUCAGUCCCUGGUUCAGGAGGGGAAAACAGAACAAAAUGUUUCAUUUUUAUCCUCUCUCCCUCCAUGCGCUCUUCAUUACUCCCUGUUGUCUCAUAAAUGUUGUCAUGACUGCUUUAUUUAUUGUAUUAUAUUUGUGGGAUUCUUGGGUUCUUUUCAUUUUUAACUACAGCAGAAAACUUGACGGGAAACAGUUGUAUUCCAUAUUUCCCCAUGUCACAGGCUGAAUGAUAUCACAUCUAAGAUACUGUAGUCUCUGAUCCAGAUGUUAGGGUGUUUGAACUACCAUUCUUCGACAUGCACAUGGAAAUGCCCAGUGAACUUCAAUGUGAAGGGAAUGUUACAAGCGUCUGGAUGUUCGUGGGUGAGUGUGAGUGAGUGAUUGAUUGUGAGUUUGUGUAUGGACCAUAGGGGACAUAUUUCUGUUCACAGGUAACAUCUCCUUUGUCUGACUGUUUAAUCUUAGCUUCCAUGUGUUGUAUGAGUGCAAGGGGUUUACCUAUCAACUAGUAUGUAUGCUUCUCGGACACAGCUGCAGGGAAUGUAUGUUUAAAUUCAGUAGGUCUGUUUGCUGGUGGACUAUAUUUGAACAUAUUUGUUCAAAGCAAAAAGCUGACUUGUGCUGUUUAUUUUUUUUCCAAAAUUGUUGACAUUAGUUUUAAAAUUUGCUGUGACCAUGCUCUUUUAUCAACUUUUUGUGAGUGAAUUGUCAGUGUCAGAAAAUGAACAGUUGGAUGAAGGAGAUGAUUUAGAGGGAUGGAGGGAGAGAGUUUUUUGUUUGUUGGUAUAAAUGAUAAUAAGCUCAUUAAUAAAGUGAUGAAACAGUU
Molecule: messenger RNA, 3927 nt
Organism: Periophthalmus magnuspinnatus
Lineage: Eukaryota; Metazoa; Chordata; Actinopteri; Gobiiformes; Gobiidae
Gene: gsk3ab
Product: glycogen synthase kinase 3 alpha b
Exons: 11
Coding region: 379-1701 (440 amino acids)
Biological process (GO): negative regulation of TOR signaling; insulin receptor signaling pathway; protein phosphorylation
Cellular component (GO): cytoplasm; axon; cytosol
Molecular function (GO): ATP binding; protein serine/threonine kinase activity
Source: RefSeq, a predicted model, not a curated record